Molecule: messenger RNA, 735 nt
Organism: Penicillium paradoxum
Lineage: Eukaryota; Fungi; Ascomycota; Eurotiomycetes; Eurotiales; Aspergillaceae
Exons: 1
Coding region: 1-735 (244 amino acids)
Source: RefSeq, a predicted model, not a curated record
AUGGCUUCUGUUCUUGCAGACAGGCCGGAUAACUCCGACUGGAAAGAGGUCAUCCACGCACCAGUGGAGAACCAAGCAGUCAACCUGCCGGAGCUCGGUAGCUUCAUCCUUGACAAAAUCACACCACCUCUAAAAGAAAGGGAAGACGCCAACGAGUGGAUCGACAAAGCGGAGAAGAUACUAGACAGUCACAAUUUACAUCACCUCAUCAACUGUGCGGUGCCUUGGCCAAAAAGGAACAACCCUGACGGAAAGAAAUGGAUGACACUAUCGAAGCAAGUGAGGGCAUGGUUAUCUGCUAGCCUUGAUAAUGAGGUUAUGCAGGAGAUCCGGCUCAGAGGAAACGAUAUUCAUUUUGCCGAUGAGUUUAUGGACGAGAUCCAUAAACAUAUGAAACGUGAUAGUCACACAGCACAGAGGAUGGCAGUCAAAGCCUUUCGAACCACCUCCCGCAGCCAGUUUUCGUCAAACUUGGAAUUCAUCAGGGCCGUCAAACGACGAUACAGGGCUAUUAAUGAUGCGAAGGGUGAGAUCCCUGCAUACUUUGCAUUGGAAAUCAUACUUGAAGAGUUGGACAGUGUACCGGAAAUGAAGACCUUUCUUGACAUCAAGAGCAAUGAACUCAAUGCCCUCAAGAACCCAAUGGUGGAGAUCACCACUGUUGAUCUUUACCAGUAUGCAGCUUCGAUUGAAGAUUACAUCAAGCUUAAAGGCAUUGACUCCUACGGGGAGUAG